This is a messenger RNA of Halteromyces radiatus, 1145 nucleotides long. RefSeq names its product Homeodomain-like protein. The coding region runs from base 15 to 1031 and encodes 338 amino acids. Lineage: Eukaryota; Fungi; Mucoromycota; Mucoromycetes; Mucorales; Cunninghamellaceae. The transcript is spliced from 2 exons. The record is from RefSeq and is a predicted model, not a curated record.
CCUUCCCAGAUGAUAUGACUGCCUCCACGACAUUGUAUGGUUCUUUCUCAGUAUUCAAACAAGAAGGUAUCCGUCAAUUUUACUGUAGAUGGUCUCAAAAAGAAGAUGAUUUGUUGAUUGAAGCCAUCAAGAAAUAUGGUUGUCAUAAAUGGUCUUUGAUUUCACAAAGUAUUCCUGGUAGAACGCCAGCUCAAUGUUCUACUCGAUGGCAUGGUGCUUUAAACUCCAAAGUACACAAGGGUCGAUGGUCAACAGAAGAAGAUGAUAUUUUACUCGAUGCAGUACGCAAUUAUUUGAAUCAAGAUGCAUUCACUACUAACAAUUUACCAUGGAAUCUUAUUGCUGAACAAAUCCCUCAUCGAACAGGUAUCCAAUGUCAAUCACGAUGGACAGAAGCACUUGAUCCAGCAGUACGAAAAGGUAGAUGGAGUAAAGAAGAGGAUGAACUUUUACGCCAAGCUGUACAUCAAUUAGGAUGUUGUUGGAUUCGUGUUGCCGGUUGUAUCCCUAGUCGCACGCAACGUCAAUGUCGAACACGUUGGAAUCAAAUAAAAAAUACACGUCAACCCAAACAACGUCAGCAACAAUCACAGCUUGCCACCAAAUCAUCAUCCAUCUCUCACAACAAACACCGUCGUCCUUCUUUACCAUCAUCUCCUACUUUAUUAUCAUCUUCUUCACCAGCGAAUAUUACUACAUCUAAAACGCCUUCUAUUCCAGCCAUGAUCAUCCCUGCCUCUGAUUUCGUACCAUCCUUCUCUAUACAAUCUUCCACUCUUUCAUCCAUAUCAUCAUCACCCACAUCAUCAUCAUCAUCAUCAUCCUUAUCUUCAUCACCCUCUCCAUUAUUACAACCUUCUUUUCCACAUUCUAUUCCUUCCAUCACUAUUCCAAAAGAUCCCUUUCCUUUUCUCCUUGAUCACGAUAUGACUGAUUCCUUUUAUGCCAACGAUACUUCCUCUAUAUGCCAAGAUCAUCACGUAGAUCCUUCUUUGACUUGGUUCUAUGGUACUUCCCCUUCUUCUUCCUAAACAUCCGCCUUCUAUAUAUUAUUUAUUGUUUUGUUUACCUUCUCAUUCUUCAUACUUGUCUUCAUUUCUACUUAUUUUAAUUUGAUAAUAAACAUUCUUUUUUUUUAUUAUUUC